UAACUGCAGCGGGUGACACAGACAAAAAUAAGUAACAAGCGUUGGCAACACAAGCUAGCUAAACCAAGAAACAAACGUAGGUCAUGUUAAGUAACAACACUAGCGUGACAUGAAGCAGGGGGCUGAAAAUAUAUGUAUAGUAUCUUACGUCUGCAUCCGCCAUGAGAACUCUGAGUUCUUGUAAACUUUCAUUGAUGCGAGCCCUUCUUUUCUUCUCGACCAGAGGUUUUCUCAUCUGCCAAAAACACGGUGAGGCGGCUUUUCCUCCAGACCCACACAGUGCUUGUUCGUCAGAGAAGACGCUCUUCUGAGGUCACUGAGCCCCGGGGGCGAGACUGGUCUGCUGCUAUAUAAUCUUCCCGGCUCGGUGGAUGAAAUCAGCUCACUAAAAUCCUCUUACGAGAUAAAGCAAACAUACACUUUAACAAACAAACAUGGUGAAGAUCACUUUCCAGACAGUUUCGGCGCAGAAGCAAGAAAAAGAGAUCGAUGGAGAAAAGAUCAUUAUACCUCAGGCUCACGAGCAGCUUAUUCUUCCCAUCAGGCCCAAGAAGACUUUUCCAAUUGGCCUCUGCUGCCUCACCUUUGGUCUGGUGGUCUUCAUGUCAGGACUGAUGCUGGCCUCUAUCUACGUCUAUCGCUACUACUUUAUACCUCAGCAGAUCCCAGAAGACAGCUUGUUCCACUGCCGGGUAGUCUACGAGGACUCUGUAUACGCUCCUCUGAGGGGCCGACAAGAACUCGAGGAGAAUGUGGGCAUCUACCUUGACGACAACUACGAGCAGAUCAGUGUACCUGUGCCACACUUUGGAGGCAGUGACCCGGCUGAUAUCAUCCACGACUUUCAGAGGGGCCUCACAGCUUAUCAUGACAUUGCUUUGGACAAAUGCUACAUCACCGAGCUAAACACAACCUUGGUGAUGCCUCCACGGAAUCUGUGGGAGCUGCUCGUCAAUGUCAAGAGAGGGACGUACCUUCCCCAGACUUACAUCAUCCAGGAGGAGAUGACGGUGACAGGGAGGGUGAGGAACAUGAGGCAGCUGGGCCCGUUUAUCCACAGACUCUGCUACGGCAAAGAAACCUACCGCCUCAGGCGCCGCAACCAGCACAGACGUAUUGACAGGCGCGAGACAAAGCGGUGCCAUAGCAUUCGUCACUUUGAGAACACUUUUGUGGUUGAAACCGUCAUCUGCGACAGGUUCUAAAUCUAGGACGGAAAUCACAGCCAUCCAACUCUGAAGCCAAUUUAAAACAUACCUCUUGAAUUCUUUAGGCUUGUAACUGCACUUUAAGAGCAAGUGUUUUUCCAACAGUUUUUACUUUCAGUUUCCUUUUUGUUUUGUCUCAAGUUGGAAAUGCUCUUUUUUUGUUCAUGUACAAUGUUAAUGUCUUUUUUUAUUCAGUCAGUCUGUAUAUUUGAAUGAUGUUAUGAAUGUGUUUGGAUAUAUCUGUAGCUUGUUAAGCUGUGCAUACAAUGUUAAUGUGUGUCAGUUUGUUACACUUACGUCAGAAAACCUGAUUUAAUUUCAUUUUAGACUUGUCCUUAUUGUUGUUAAGCAACCCAGUGCACUCUGGGUGAUGGUUAGGAUACUUGAAAGCUGCUUACACGGUGCACAUGUGUUAAUAUUUGUUUCUUGGUUGUUCUUUUGUUUUGUUUUGAAUGAAAGAAAAUGGCAAAACAUACCUCAUGUAGUUUAGACGUUACUUUGCUGGUUCGUAUCAUUAAUGAAUGGUGUAUAUAACUUUUAACUGUUCCUAAGCAAUAUAUACUGUAAAUUAAUUUUUCUUUUGGAUUUCAUAUUAUUACAUGCAUAGAUUUUUAUCUGAAAUCGACUUGUUUCGUGAAUUAUUUCUUUAUGGUUUGUGUCUUUAUUUCCUUUGGUAUGACAUUUUCCUACUUCUUGGAUACAAUGGCUUUAGACUGUAUUUAGUAGCAGUGCUUUAGAGGGACUGAAGGAACCAAAGUCUGCAGUCAGCGAUACUAUGCUUAGUCUUAAGGAUAUAUGAAAUAUUUAGAAAGAAUGCUUUUUAGUUAGAUCACUUACUGUAGAUGAUAUGAAAGGUUAAAAAUCAUUUUGUCUUGCUCUUCCUCCUCUUUACUUGGAUUUUUCCUGUUUUCUUUAGCCCUGCUAGUCCCCAAACCUUCCUAUUUUGAAAUUUUAAUCUCUACAAUGUUAAUUUGUCCCAAUUUAAAAAAAGAUUUGGGGUGUCCUAUGUAAUGUACCACCUGGAGCAAAUGAGUCUCUGUUGAGAGAGACCCGUGAUAUGCGCUGACAUCGUCCUGGAUUACCUUGUUUCAUUGUACAUUGUGUCGAUUUUUCUUGUAAUAUCUUGCUGCUUUAAGAAUAAAUGAUCAAACUUU
Messenger RNA from Cottoperca gobio, 2362 nucleotides. It is a transcript of the gene itm2cb, whose product is annotated as integral membrane protein 2Cb. The coding region runs from base 435 to 1205 and encodes 256 amino acids. The record is from RefSeq and is a predicted model, not a curated record. NCBI's taxonomy places the organism in Eukaryota, Metazoa, Chordata, Actinopteri, Perciformes, Bovichtidae. Gene Ontology annotation, cellular component: Golgi apparatus; extracellular exosome; plasma membrane. Gene Ontology annotation, molecular function: amyloid-beta binding. The transcript has 7 exons. Gene Ontology annotation, biological process: negative regulation of amyloid precursor protein biosynthetic process.